Sander lucioperca (pikeperch) is the source of this 2082-nucleotide messenger RNA. RefSeq names its product polypyrimidine tract binding protein 1b (gene ptbp1b). Lineage: Eukaryota; Metazoa; Chordata; Actinopteri; Perciformes; Percidae. Gene Ontology annotation, biological process: mRNA processing; regulation of RNA splicing; regulation of cell differentiation. Gene Ontology annotation, molecular function: mRNA binding. The transcript is spliced from 15 exons. Bases 22 to 1698 code for a protein of 558 amino acids. Gene Ontology annotation, cellular component: nucleus. The record is from RefSeq and is a predicted model, not a curated record.
GUGUACAGCAGCGGUGGUUGGAUGUCCUGCUGGCCGCUGGCUGGAACCUGUUGCUCCGUAGUUCCGUGUUGUGCAAUGGACGGCAGUGUCCCCCAAGAUUUAACAGUUGGUACCAAGAGAGGACCUGAAGAGCUUUUCUCCAGCGUCACCAACGGCCCGUAUAUCAUGAGCACCACAGCCAAUGGCAACGACAGUAAGAAGUUCAAAGGUGACUUCAGAGGUCCCGGGCUACCGUCCCGCGUCAUCCACGUCCGCAAGCUUCCCAACGACAUCAGCGAGGCCGAGGUCAUCAGCCUCGGUCUGCCCUUCGGAGACGUCACCAACCUGCUGAUGCUCAAAGCCAAAAACCAGGCCUUCUUGGAGAUGAACUCGGAGGAAGCGGCCCAGAACAUGGUGGGCUAUUACUCCACGGUCAUGCCCAUCAUCCGGCACCACCCGGUCUACGUCCAGUUCUCCAACCACAAGGAGCUCAAGACCGACAACUCCCCCAACCAGGAGCGGGCCCAGGCGGCUCUUCGGGCCCUCACUACGUCUCACGUGGAUAUUGCAGCGCCGCCUCCGAGCACGGUGCUCAGGGUGGUGGUGGAGAACCUGGUGUACCCCGUCACGCUGGACGCCCUCUGCCAGAUCUUCUCAAAGUUCGGCACGGUGCUGAGGAUCAUCGUGUUCACCAAGAACAGCCAGUUCCAGGCGCUGCUGCAGUAUCCUGACGGAGCGUCCGCCCAGUCAGCUAAACUGUCUCUGGACGGACAGAACAUCUACAACGGCUGCUGCACUCUGAGGAUCAGCUUCUCCAAACUCACCAGCCUCAACGUCAAGUACAACAACGAGAAGAGCCGCGACUUCACCAGACCGGACCUGCCCAGCGGAGACAGCCAGCCCAGCAUGGAGCACCCGGGCAUGGCCACAGCCUUCAGUUUGUUCUCCUCAGCUCCAGGUAUCAUCUCAGCCGGUCCCUACGGAGCGCCGCACGCCUUCCCCGCCUUCAACCUCCAACCUACAGUGUCCUCCCACUACCCGGGCCUGGUCCAGACUCUACCCGGCCUGGCCUCGCUGUCCCUCCCUGGCGGCGCCCGGCUGGGGUUCCCCCCCCACAUGUCUGCUGGAGUCUCUGUCCUGCUGGUCAGCAACCUCAACCCCGAGAGAGUUACGCCCCACUGCCUCUUUAUUCUCUUCGGUGUUUAUGGCGACGUGAUGAGAGUGAAGAUUCUGUUCAACAAGAAGGAGAACGCUCUGGUUCAGAUGUCGGACUGCACACAGGCUCAGCUAGCCAUGAGCCACCUGAGCGGCCAGCAGCUGCAUGGGAAACCUCUGCGCAUCACGCCGUCCAAACACACCAGCGUUCAGCUUCCCCGCGAAGGCCACGAGGACCAAGGUCUGACCAAAGACUACAGCAACUCCCCCCUGCACCGCUUCAAGAAGCCGGGCUCCAAAAACUACUCCAACAUCUUCCCACCUUCUGCCACUCUGCACCUCUCCAACAUCCCCCCGUCUGUGGUUGAGGACGACCUCAAGAUGCUGUUUUCCACCUCAGGAGCUAUGGUCAAGGCCUUCAAGUUCUUCCAGAAGGACCACAAGAUGGCUCUGAUCCAGAUGGGCUCGGUGGAAGAGGCCGUGGAGGCUCUCAUCGAGUUCCACAACCACGACCUGGGAGAGAACCACCACCUGCGGGUUUCCUUCUCCAAAUCCUCCAUCUGAGCCUGGGACUCCGGCGUCUCAACCCUCGCCUCCACGGCGUCCACUACACUCAUCAUCAUUCCAACGCAUGUCCAACGCAGAAAACCCCCCACUGGGAAGUCUGGUGUGCAUGAUGUUAAAUUAUUUUUGUAAACUCAUGUUUAAGUUCUUUGCCUUCAAAGAGGAUUAGGGUCAUUGUUAGAAACACUAGAGUCAGAAGUCUGGAUUUAAUGUCAGUGAAAGUCUGGGAAUAAAGUCAGGAUUCUCAGUUUGUCAGCAUUUCUUUGGAAUAACUUAAAAUUAUCAGAUUAUAGUCAGAAUUAUGACUAUGAUCACGUUCGUAUAUUUGUGUCCUUUAAGCCACUCUUGCCUUUUGACUUUAUUCCCAGGAUUAAGGAAUUAAAG